AUGGCCAAGACGUUCGCCCGAGAGCCGCCCGACCUCAUUCCCGGCCCCACUUCCAUGCCCAUCGUUCUCAGAAACCAGACCGCCUCACCUCUGCUCCGACUCUCCGGCGAGCUCCGCAAUCACAUCUUCGAGCUAGCCCUCGACCUGGGAAGUGGCCACAUCCUUCAUGACGACCACAACGACUGGAACCGUGAGGACUUCACCAAUACCUGUCACCAAAUCUACUCUGAAACAGCCCGCACCUACUACAAGCAAAAGCUCCAGCCGCUUUCCGAGAACGGUGUAUCGUUUGGUCGUUCUGUGAAAGUCAGGGCUACAGUCGCUAUCCUCACGCCAUCACAAAGAAGCUGCAUCGAUAAGGCAUUCUUCAUUGCGACCCAAGUCAGUCAGCUUGUAAAGGUUUCCAAAUAUCUGGUAUUCGAUUUGCCAAAUUUGAGAAAGAUCACUGUCAGGGACGACAUCGAGGACCCUCAAGACAAUCAGAAACGUCUCUGGGCACAACUUAACUUACAAAAAUGGGGUUGGUAUCGAGGGUACGUAUUACACGUGUACGAGAACGCAGAUUGGGCAUGCCUUUUGGAGAGUGUCCCAGACACCUGCAUUGUGGGGUGGCGUUAA
Parastagonospora nodorum SN15 is the source of this 618-nucleotide messenger RNA. RefSeq lists its product as hypothetical. The record is from RefSeq and is a predicted model, not a curated record. The transcript is spliced from 2 exons. Bases 1 to 618 code for a protein of 205 amino acids. Lineage: Eukaryota; Fungi; Ascomycota; Dothideomycetes; Pleosporales; Phaeosphaeriaceae.